This is a messenger RNA of Centruroides sculpturatus (bark scorpion), 708 nucleotides long. RefSeq names its product solute carrier family 10 member 6-like. The record is from RefSeq and is a predicted model, not a curated record. Gene Ontology annotation, cellular component: membrane. The transcript has 4 exons. The annotation marks the transcript as partial. NCBI's taxonomy places the organism in Eukaryota, Metazoa, Arthropoda, Arachnida, Scorpiones, Buthidae.
AUGAUUGUUAUGGGUGCAGAAAUCUCUUGGAAUCAGAUUUAUAAAGGAAUCCGAAAACCCGUUGGUCCAGCUAUUGGUCUCUUUUGCCAAUUUGUUAUAAUGCCAUUGAUUGGAUUUAUUUAUAACGUUAUAUUUCAAUUCGAAUCGAGUCUAGCGACUGGUUUGCUUAUUAUAUCAUGUUGCCCCGGAGGUGCUGUUUCUAACGUCUUUACAUAUUAUUUGGAUGGCGAUGUUACUCUCAGUGUGACUAUGACUACAAUAUCUAUUGUAGCAUCCCUAGGCUUGAUACCUUUGAACCUUUGGAUAUAUGCAAGUAAUACAGAAGCUAAGAACUUAAAAGUACCUUAUGAAAAUAUUGCAUUAUCACUAUUAAUGAUUGUUCCUCCCUUGAUUUUGGGUAUGAUAAUAAAAUGGAAAGCUCCUAAAUUGUCUUCUUAUGUAACUAAGUGGGGAAGUGCAACAAUUAUGAUAAUGAUUAUAAUUUUCGUGACAAUGGAGAUAAUUUCCUCUCAACAUAUAUUUAGUAUAGUAUCGUGGAAGGUUAUUAUAACCUCUUUAUUAUCUCCCAUAACUGGAAUUAUAACUGGAUAUGUCAUAGCUUUCGUCAGUAGAAACUCCAAAGCAGCCUGCACUGCAAUAGCUAUUGAUAGCGGGAUUCAGAAUUUUUCUGUUGCAUUAGGCAUUAUUGUUUUAUCCUUUGAUACCUCG